This is a messenger RNA of Penicillium concentricum, 954 nucleotides long. Its product is annotated as NAD(P)H-quinone oxidoreductase. The transcript has 4 exons. Gene Ontology annotation, molecular function: oxidoreductase activity. The coding region runs from base 1 to 954 and encodes 317 amino acids. The record is from RefSeq and is a predicted model, not a curated record. NCBI's taxonomy places the organism in Eukaryota, Fungi, Ascomycota, Eurotiomycetes, Eurotiales, Aspergillaceae.
AUGAGCGACACCAUGCGAGCUAUUGGCAUCAAAGGCGGCAAAGGCCCCGCAACAAGCCUGUUCAUUGACCAGAUCGCCAAGCCAACUGCUACAGAGGGCCAAGCUAUCAUCAAGAUCCGGGCCUUUGCACCCCCAACCAUGGGCGUCGAGUUCUCCGGCGUGAUCGAGAGCUUCGGACCAGAUGGACACGAAGACUUCAAGAUCGGCGAUGAAGUGCUCGGCCUUGCAUACGGUGGCGCGUACGCAGAGUACAUCUGCGUCUCGACUCAUAUGCUAGUUCACAAGCCUAAACAGCUAUCCUGGGAAGAGGCAGCCGGAGUUCCAGAGACCUGGAUCACAGCCUCCCAAGCCCUAUUCCUAAUCGGCGAAUUCCAAUCCGGCCAAAGCGUCCUCUGGCACGCCGGCGCCUCCUCGGUCUCAAUCUCCGGAAUCCAACUCGCGAAAGACGCCGGCGCAAAAGCCAUCUACGCAACAGCCGGCUCGCAAGAGAAAAUCGAUUUCCUGGAAAAGGAACUCGGCGUCACAAAAGCCUUCAAUUACAAGACCCAAGACUGGGCGAAGGAGAUCCAGGCCGCUACAUCUGGCGCGGGCGUCGAUCUAACCGUCGACUUCAUCGGCGCGACGUAUUUCCAGGGUAAUCUGGACGUUGCGGCGCGGGACAGCCGUAUCGUCGUGUUGGGGCUUAUGGGCGGGGGCAAGUUGCCUGAUGGUGUUAAUAUUGCGCCGUUGCUGUUUAAGCGUGUGCGGAUUGAGGGGAGUACGCUGCGCAGUAGGGAUCUGGAGUAUCAGCGGAAAUUGAGGGAUACGCUUGUUGAGCAUGCUUUGCCGCGGUUCUGUGAUGGGACUUUUAAGGUUUUUGUUGAGAAGGUGUUUUCGUUUGAGGAUAUUGAGGAGGCGCAUAAGUUGUUGGAGAGUAACACUACUAAGGGGAAGAUUAUUUGUGUUUUUAAGUAG